Sphenostylis stenocarpa is the source of this 168-nucleotide messenger RNA. NCBI's taxonomy places the organism in Eukaryota, Viridiplantae, Streptophyta, Magnoliopsida, Fabales, Fabaceae. The record is from the annotation of a GenBank genome assembly.
AUGCAAGAAAAUGAUGCUAAAAUUGAAAGAAGUAAGAAAGAAAAACUUGAAUGGAUUGUGGAUACAAAAUUGUGGGCUCUACCUAACUCGUACACUAAACUUGCUCUGACAAAAUCUAUGAUUGCAUCACGACGAAUUAAAGAUGAAUCAUGCAAAACUGGUCCAUGA